AACUCUUAACCUUGUUUGAUCUUCAAAUGUGAGCGCUAUACUCCCCAAAGCUUCUCCAUCGGCUGCCAGAUCUUGCUAACCUAUACUUUUAGCUUACUCCACCUCUCACACAUCCCCCCAUCAUCACAAUGUCUUUCCUCUUUGGCGGUGCCCCCAAGAUGUCCUCGGAGCAGAAGAUUGCUGCCGCUGAGACCGAGGUGGAGAUGAUCUCCGACAUGUUCAACCGCCUGACCGAGUCCUGCACCAAGAAGUGUAUCCCCAACGAUUACCGCGAAGGCGAUCUCAACAAGGGCGAGUCCGUCUGCCUCGACCGCUGCGUGUCCAAGUUCUUCGAGGUCAACAUCAAGGUCAGCGAGAAGAUGCAGGGUGAGGCCGCCAACCGACAGGGUGGCAUGGGCAUGGGCAUGGAAGCUGGUACCGUUUCCUACACCAUGCCACCGUCAUCUCCCACGCAGACCGGUGGGCCUGCCACGCCUGCUGCAGUAGCAGCACGAGAGCCGACCAAAAUAGUACCGAAAGAGAGUCCGCUCGUGCAAACGAACGGCCCCGACGGACAGUCGCCGCCUCCGCGGCCGGGCCACCAGAAACUCGUCUUCACCGAUCCGGUUGCCUUCCGCUACCUGGAGGAGGACCCGGCGACCAUUGUGCUACAUCGGCGAAUGACUCUGGAUGGGUACGAGGUCUACAUUGUUGAGCAAUGGGCGUGCACGCGGAUCCAUCCGACUUUCAUUAUUACGACCUACACCGGAGAUCCGUCGCACAAAGUCGCCGUCGGGGUGCUGAGCGUCCCGACGGAUGAGUCGACGUGGUCGCCCCGUCUGCGGUUGUACUUCAACGCUGUGGUGCAAUGCCAGGCACAGAAGCGAGACACUCCCCUGGGGACGCUGAUGGUCACCGAUCUCAGCAUCUUUCCGUGCGCCCUGGCACUCAUACCCGUCCCGGACGGCGAUGUCCUCAAGCACAAGGACGAUUUCAUCGUCAAUGAAAAUCUAAAGAGGUUAGGUUGCUCGGGCCGUGCUAGCUUGAAGCUACAGCCCCCGUCGCCUGCUACCGAAGCCAAAUUCCACCAACUCUACCGGACCAGCGAAAGAGUACCCCUCUAUAGUGCCGUGGUUGAACUGGUGAAACAGUGCCAGAUCGCCCUGAUGAUGUUCGGCAACCUGGCGCCGGAGUAUGUCGACGGCUUGCUCUGUGAUAUGACCGAGGCCGCUAUAGCCGAUUGGUGGACCGAGAUUGGGAUGGACUUGUACAACAUCGAACCUAGCGACAGUAUGCUGGGCCCCAUCUCGGUCUCGGCUCUUCUCGGAACUCUCAUCGGGGCCCGGAAUCGGCUGCAUGCGUUCGGUGCCCCCGUUGGCAAGGACGCGUUCGAUAUCCCGAACCUCAAACGGGGGAUCGGGGGCUUCCAGAAAUCACAGAAGAUGAAACGAACCAGACGGCUGGACCGCCAGACCCUGGACCGAUUACAUCGAGCCACUGCGAAAGCUGCGAAUGCCGAGGGCUGGACCGACGCGGUGAAGUCGACGGUGGCCGAGCUGAGCGGGCAUGGCGGUGAGAUGGUGAUGGGGAUGGUUCGGGGUCGCGAAAAGGGCGGGAUCGCCGACAUCGAGACUCUGGACAUUGACACCUUUGCGCGUCUGGUCAAAGGCGAGAGGGCAAAGUGGCUGUGGAGGGGCAAACCACGCAAGGGUGCCAUCGGCGAGUCGUUCGGUGGCGGCCCGGGCGCAGCGGACAUGCUUUUCACCAACGACGAGCAAGGCGGCUAUCUUUGGACGACGCGGAAGAGACAUUCUCAAGAGGACAUGACCUUGGAUCGGCAGCCAUCGGAGGCGGAUCGCCCACGGAAGCCUUCCGAAUCAGCCGCCACCUUCGACGAGAAGGAUCAGAACUUGAGUAGCAUCGUGCGGAGAGGCGUGAGUGGAAAGGUGUCAGACGCGCGAGCGGGAUUUGGCAGAUUCAAAGAUGCGGUGGGCCUACGAUCACAUCCGUCGAAGCAUUCGCGAGAGGGGCAGUAUGGUUAUGGCGAUUCGUCUCACCUGCCUCCGAUUGACAGUGACACCGAACCGAAUCUGCCGAAAAAGCCCGAUGGUGAUCCGAACACUGCAGAGCAAGGAAGCAUUUAUGAGUCCGAGAGCCGAGCUCUCAACGAGGAUGCCGCGGCUGCCGAGUCUGUACCAAGCAUGGUGCCCCCGCAAUCACCCGAAGCAAAGACACCUGCAAUCACGGUGGAGGCCGUUCCGGACACUGCCGACUCGGAGUCUGCCCGCAAGGUCCCAGUCUUCCAGCCACCGUCCGAGGAAGAAGUGCCCGACGAAGACUCCCGCCGGAGGACCCCUUCGACCGACGUCUCCGCCGACCGGGAGCGGACGCCCGACAUUGGGAUCAUGUUGCUGCGCCGGCCACGGAGCUGCGCCCAGCUGCUGGGCCCGGAGACGAGGGCGAUUCCCGAGCGGACCGACGACUACUGGCCCCGGCAUCUGUCCUUCAGCACCGUGGAAGAGGUGGUGCUCGGCUGGGACGGGGUCGGCGGCGGCAGCAUCCAGGAGCGGCCCGACGCUCCCCUGGCGGAGGCGAUCCGCCACGAGGACGUCCUCGCCUCGGACGCCCGCCUCUUCAGCGCCCAGAUCCGCGAGCUGAGCGAGCAGACCGCCCCCUGGGUCGAGCAGCAGGUGACCUCGGUCGACGACCUCAACCGCUGCCUGCACGAGAGCUACGAGAAGAUCAACGCCGCCUACCUGGAGCGGCUCACCGUCUUCCAGCAGCUGCGCGGCAAAUCCUCCGACCUGCUGACCGAGGAGAACACCCACCUCACGGACUACAUGCGGCGCGUCGAACUCAUGGGCGCCAAGCUGGACUACGAGCUCCACGUCCUCGAGUCCAAGGUCGAGGAUGUCGAGGCCGGCCUUGGCGAGUUCGAACGCCACGUCGCCGACGUGGAAACGCGGGUCCGGUUGCUGGUGCGCGGGGAGAGGGAGAAGGAUAGGCAGAGCAGCAGCAGCAGCAGCAACGGUGGCUCCUGGCUAUCCUGGCUGGGCAAAUUGGCUGGUCUGUAGAGCUGACUUGCGUUGCGUAUGAGUCUGAGUCGCGUUCGGCGGUGGAGGAGAAUCGUGUCCGCUUCCGUGUGUAACAAGUAGGUAUCUUUGCUGUAUUUGUUCCAGCGCCUCGAGUUAUAUACCCCCUGUUUAUUAUAGAAGAGAGAAAGAAAAGGCAAUAAAAUGAAAAGCAG
This is a messenger RNA of Aspergillus uvarum CBS 121591, 3226 nucleotides long. RefSeq names its product putative Sin3 complex subunit (Stb2). The coding region runs from base 129 to 3053 and encodes 974 amino acids. Lineage: Eukaryota; Fungi; Ascomycota; Eurotiomycetes; Eurotiales; Aspergillaceae. The record is from RefSeq and is a predicted model, not a curated record. Gene Ontology annotation, cellular component: Sin3-type complex. The transcript is spliced from 3 exons.